This is a messenger RNA of Neltuma alba, 1375 nucleotides long. RefSeq names its product protein BPS1, chloroplastic-like. The transcript has a single exon. The coding region runs from base 121 to 1071 and encodes 316 amino acids. Lineage: Eukaryota; Viridiplantae; Streptophyta; Magnoliopsida; Fabales; Fabaceae. The record is from RefSeq and is a predicted model, not a curated record.
GCUAAAACCAAACAUUCAAAAUUUCAAACCUUGACUGAGAAAUUCAAGUUGUCAAACAACUUAAUCCGAAUUUCCCAACUAUUAUUAUAAUCAUCACAGCUUCCUUUCGCUGAUCGUUCGAUGGUACUCUUGGCUGCUCAGAAAUUUUCGAAGAAACUGGAGGAUCACAACAAUCACACUCAUCAUGAUCAUCACCAUCAUCAUCAAUCACACCACUUUUCAUCUUCCCUUCAAGAUUUUCGAUCCAUAGCUUCCAAUUCCAUUUCCCAAUUACCUCAAUCUGAAAUCCUCUCCCUCUCAUGGAUCCACAAGUUCUUUGGCCUCUUACCCUCAAUCAACAGGGCUUUCGCUAAGCUUCUGGUGGAUAUCGAUUAUCCCAUGAGCUCAUGGGAUUCUGAAUCGGUCCAAUUGUUUCUCCGGUAUAGCGUGAAUUUGCUUGAUCUUUUCAAUUCGAUUUCUUCUUGUCUUUCUCACCUCAGUCAGGCUCGGAUGUCCCUGUCUCAUGGAUUGAGUCUCCUGGAGAAUUCGCCCUCCUCGGCGAUGAAACAUCUGAAAUCGAUUCCGCCUGGUUGUUUCAACCUUAGUUUCGAUGAAGAUACGAAGGCGGAGGAUCGCGAGGCCAAGGAUUGCUCAGGUAAGCAAAUGGUUGUUCAUGAAGCUGUAAAUGAAUUGAAGAGGAUUGUGUUCUGGGUAUGUGGGAUUUUCUUGUCUGGCUUAUGCAGCGAAUGGAAACCCUACUUGGAGAUGAGAAAAAUUACAGGUGGUUUUGAUGAUUCUUCAGUUUUCACGCUUGAUUCCAGAAUCAACGAACUGAUGCUGUUAGAGAAAAUGCCUGUGUUGAAAGAGAUUGAAGAGAUCAAUGGUUCUGUGGCUAAUCUUCUUGCUGCUUCAGAUGCUGAGAAACUUGAUGCAUCCAUGGGAUUGCAGAAAGAACUUCAUGUGUUGGAGAAACUCAUGGACGAUGUGAGCGAGGAGGUGGAUGAAUUGUUUGGCAGCGUUAUGACUCAGAGAAAUGAGUUAAUCGAUUGCUUUAGAAUAACCACCACACAAACCCAGAAAUCCACCGCUUGAUCUGUAUUUAUGUUCUUGGUUUGUUUGACUCUCAUAUAAGCUCGUUGUAAAUUCUGAAUCUUAUUGAUUUGUUUGCACAGCAAUGUCUAAGUAUAUAGAAUAGUUUCAGAUUCUAUUUGGAAUGAUAGAUUCAAAUUUGCUGUAAUAGCAGACAAUAUUUCAGCCACUAGUGUAAGUUCAUUCCCCUGUUCUUUUUCUUCUCUUGGACUGUUUGUUUGGAUGGAAUCGAGAAGAACAGCAGAAUUCGUGAUCGUUUCUAGUGUACCUUACAAAGAUGAAUGAUUAAACUUGCUAUUUUAUAUUA